GGCGUCUUACUGUGAACUUUUAGUUUCUUGACAUCUAUUUGGAUUUUAUGGAGUAAAGAUUGAUCUAUUAACAUAGGCCACCAGUAAACUGCUUUCCACCAGUACAAAUCUGUGUGUUGGUAGAAACUCUCCUCUUGUUGGUCACAUAUCAAUUAUCCCACCCUGUGUAAUGUGUGAGUGUGAUUCUGAGACGCGGAGGUUUUGACAGAUGCUGAUCAGAGACGCAGCAGGUGACGCACAGAAAUAAGACCUCAUAAGGUCCAGAGGAGAAUUUAUGUGGCGGAAAGAUGAAAACCUCUGUAAGGGGAGACAUGUGGACAGGUGGACGGAAUAAAUCUGCGAGGGAAAAAUUGUUUGGUACUUGUGGAAGAUCUCUUGCUGCUGUUCAGAAGAGCCGGGACAGAUUUAUACUGGUGACCACUCGGUGACACUUUCCUCUGUGCAGGAGAAAACAUUUAGCAAACACGAGACCAAAAAACUGGAGGUUAGAACGCAACAUGUUGUUGAAGAGUCUGAGCUGAUCCGUCUUCCUGAAAAAAGCUCAACCAAAAUGGAGAUUUUCUGUGUGUGUUUGUUUCUGAAGCUGCUCCUGAUGUCCGCUGCUGCCAGGGGCCCCCCCAGGGUGUCGGAGCAGGUCGCCCACCGUCAGAGCAUCCGCAUCGGCCGCACCAUGAAGCUGCCCUGUCCCGUGGAGGGCGACCCCCCGCCGCUCAUCAUGUGGACCAAAGACGGCCGCAACAUCCACAGCGGCUGGACGCGGUUCCGGGUGCUGCAGCACGGCCUGCGGAUCAAAGAGGUGGAGACGGAGGACGCGGGGACUUACGUCUGCAAGGCCAUCAACGGCUUCGGCAGCGUGAACAUCAACUACACGCUCAUCAUCAUCGAUGACUCCGGCUCGAGAGGCGGAGCGGGGACGGCCAAUGGCGACGCCGAACACGCCCCGGAGCUUGCUGGGAAACUGGUGCGUCCACGUUUCACCCAGCCGGCAAAGAUGAGGAAGCGUGUCAUCGCUCGCCCGGUGGGCAGCUCGGUGCGUCUGAAGUGCACGGCCAGCGGGAACCCUCGGCCCGACAUCGUCUGGCUGAAGGACAGUCGGCCGCUGGCGGAAGAAGACGACGGAAAAGACGGGAAGAAGAAGAGGUGGACUCUGAGUUUGAAGAACCUGACCCCGGAGCACAGCGGCAAAUACACCUGCCACGUCUCCAACCGAGCAGGAGCGAUCAACGCCACCUACAAAGUGGAAGUCAUACAGCGUACCAACUCUAAACCCGUCCUGACCGGCACUCACCCUGUCAACACCACCGUGGACUACGGAGGAACCACGUCCUUCCAGUGUAAAGUCCACAGUGACGUCAAGCCGGUCAUCCAGUGGCUUAAAAGAGUCGAGCCCGGUGACGAGAACAAGUUCAACACCACCAUAGAGGUUGGAGACCAUCGCUUUGUGGUCCUGCCGACAGGAGAGGUGUGGUCGCGCCCCGAUGGCUCUUACCUCAACAAGCUGCUGAUAACCAGAGCCAAGGAGGAGGACGCCGGCAUGUACAUCUGCCUGGGAGCCAACACCAUGGGCUACAGCUUCAGGAGCGCUUACCUGACGGUGCUACCAGAUCUGAAGCCCCAAAUCAGCUCUCUCCCCACAGCGACCUCCCCAGGCCUCCCCUGGCCCGUCAUUAUUGGAAUACCUGCAGGCGUCGCCUUCAUCUUAGGCACCGCCCUCCUCUGGUUCUGCCAAUCAAAACGCACCUGCUCCUCCUCUUCCUCCUCCCCGUCUUCCUCCUCCGCUCUGCCCGCCGCCCAGCGUCUACCGGCGGCCAAUCGCGAUCGAGCGUGCCCGACGCUGCCCCCCCAGCCGGCCAACGGGGAUAAAGAUUCUGUUUCUUACGAGGACUACGUCGCCCAUCAGCAGCUGCUCCAGGCUCAGGGGGGGGCCCCGGCGGCUCCGAAGGUCUACCCGAAGAUCUACACGGAUAUUCACACGCACACGCACUCGCACGUGGACGGGAAAGUGCACCAGCACCAGCACAUUCACUACCAGUGUUAGCAGCGAGGCUACGGCAGCGAGCGUUGGGUGUUUUUCGUUACAGUGCACGUAGACUCACAACAGUCCACACUAACUGCUGACUAUACAGAAAAAAAACACACAGAGAGCAAAGAGACCGUGAGGAAGAAACACGGGAUCAUUUCUCCCUCACUUUGCUGCAGCCGUGGACUCGACACACAAAACGAUGAAGAAUGUAAAGAGAGAGAACACAAAGAUCUUUAUUUUUGAACCACGUCAUCGCAGAGAAAGAACCCAAAGAACCUGUUUGAAUCAAGCCUCCUGUGGAAUGGAACCUCCUGUGUAAAUGUGUAAAUCUCUCACCGGGUUGCUCACAGGCCUCGUGAAGCAACUGGGAACUCACCGUUUUUUAACAGCAAACCAGCAAUUUAUCUGCCUCUGUUCUUUCAGUACAACCACAACCUCCUCGGUAUGAACACAGCUCACUGUUCACUACCAGCCUCCAAAUAUAGCUACUCGUGUAUAUAGUGGAAUAUGAUUAUACGGCUUCUAGCAUGCUACGUCGUUCCUGGAUCAUCUAUAAAGAACAUAUAGCAUGUGUGUAAUGUAAUAGCGUAACUUCAGAGUAUAUCGGCCCGACUGAGCCAUAAGAACCAGGACUGGAGACUGACUCCCCCGAGCCGGCACCUCCAGCAGAGAUCAGGCCCACCGGGGUUUCCUUCAGGCCGACAGCUGUUCUCAUAAGUGUUCCAGCUUCUAUCUGCUGGAAAAGAGCUGAUUUCAAUCUCUCCACAGCUACGAUGGGAUUUCUGCUAAACCCGGGGACCCCCUCUCCCGACAGGGGUUGCGGAAGUAAUCAUUAGAUCUCUCCAGACUCUCGAUAAGUCCUUUCCGCCCCCUUUUCUCUACUUCCUGCAGAAUGGUGGCAUUUCCUGUUUGCAUUGUGUUUGAUGCUUGCAGACUUGCGAGAGGGGUUGAGGGAUAUCGGCUCUCGUCGUGUCUUAGGCACAAAGGGAUCAUCCACGAGGCCUCGGUGUAGAAACGCUGCCUCCGGAGAAUUGCUUCCAGAUUUCACGGCUCACGCUCGGCUCUGCGGAUAAAUCACAGGUCCUUGUUAAUCUGCUAUAUGGUUUAGAGGGCUUGAAAAAAAGAAAAGCGACUUAAACUAUGUAACUCGAGGAUGAGACUUGCAAACGUCAUCUCUUCAGGCACCUCACAGGUCGACCUGUUGUCUGUCAACCCUGAUUCAUAACAUGGAAAAAGUCACUUAAAGAUACUUUAAGGGUCAAAUAAUACAUUUCAACUGGUAACUGAAUGGAAAACCAAUAUCUGUAUCAUUACACCGAGUGUCUUCACAUUUCAUAAACCUGUGUGGCACAUUUUUUAUCCAGUCGU
Molecule: messenger RNA, 3391 nt
Organism: Pleuronectes platessa (European plaice)
Lineage: Eukaryota; Metazoa; Chordata; Actinopteri; Pleuronectiformes; Pleuronectidae
Gene: fgfrl1a
Product: fibroblast growth factor receptor like 1a
Exons: 8
Coding region: 551-2038 (495 amino acids)
Cellular component (GO): plasma membrane
Molecular function (GO): fibroblast growth factor binding; fibroblast growth factor receptor activity
Source: RefSeq, a predicted model, not a curated record